Molecule: messenger RNA, 1419 nt
Organism: Poecilia reticulata (guppy)
Lineage: Eukaryota; Metazoa; Chordata; Actinopteri; Cyprinodontiformes; Poeciliidae
Product: sialic acid-binding Ig-like lectin 7
Source: RefSeq, a predicted model, not a curated record
CUGUUCACAGAUAAGGUUGAUGUUCAUUCUUCUGCUGAUCAACUGAUCCUAAUAAUCAACUGGUUGUAAAACUGACACUAUUCUCAUUUUAUCUGCAGAAACUCAGUCUGAAGGUCUAUCAAAGUCUGUCUGAGAACAUGCUGACAGUCAUCAUGUUACUGAGUGUCUUCUUUCUUCCUGGUGUUUUUGCUGACUACUGUCAAAACAAACCAGUAGCCCUCUUGAUCACAGCACCAAAGGAGAUUGAAGCUCUAAGUGGAUCUUGUCUGGAAAUCCCAUGUAGCUUUAAGACAAUGAGGCAGUUUGUCAGCAGGAGAACUACCAAUGGAGUCUGGAUGAAAAAUGACACAGAUUUUAGCAGCGAUCCAAAUGUAGUUAUUUUCAACAGCAGUAGGUCAGUUAACAAAUAUCCACUGAAUAUCACUGGAAACCUGAGAGAGAGAAACUGCACCACUCUGUUUCCUGAUUUAAAUACAAGUUAUACAGACAAAUACUUCUUCAGGAUUGAGAAUGGACCAUUCAGAACAACAGCUUGUGCUGAUCCUCUUCAAAUAAAUGUUAAAGAUUCUCCUUGGAGUCCCAGCAUUAAUGUUCCCUCUGACCUGAAGGAGCAUCAGUCUGUCACUGUAACCUGCUCAGCUUUCACUCCCUGUCCAAACUCACCUCCUGAACUCACCUGGAAUCUCCAACAAGACUCUCUCAGUCAAACACAGGAAAAAACAAAUGGAACUUUUACAACUAAAAUCCAGGAGAUCAUCACUCUGUCAGACACACAUGAUGGCUACAACAUCAGAUGUUCUGCCAGAUAUCAUGUGAUUGGAGGAAACAAGACAGCAGAGACAGAAGUGACUCUCAGUGUUUCAUAUGCUCCUAGAAACACCUCAGCAUCCAUCAGUCCAUCAGGUUUGGUGUCAGCAGGUAGCUGGGUGGAGCUGAGUUGCUCCAGCAGAGCCAAACCUCCACCCAGAUUCACCUGGUUCAGAAAGAGCAAAGAGGGAACAUUUAAUGUUUCUGUGGAGCAGGUUUACAACUUCAGUGUUAGUGAGAGAGGAGAGUUUUACUGUGUGGCUACAAAUAAUCUGGGGAAUCAAACAUCAUCAGUGAUUCUAACUGCUGAAGUGUUAGGAGUUGGGGUCUAUGCUACGUUGAGGAUUCUGGGAACAUUGAUGCUAUUCAGUGCAUUCUGCAUCUUUCAGUGCUGGUUUAAAUUAUCCAACAUACAAACGAAGGGCACAGGAGAAGCAGACGAUGUCCACAGAGUGACAGGACCAGGCAUCAUGAGCAUCAAGGAUACAUAGAGGACUGAUGUGAUAGACUGAUGAACAGUAGUCACUUUUCACCAGUCUAUCAGGUCACCAGUCCAUCACUGGUCCAACAGAUUUGGUCCAACACUAAAUUGGUAUUUCUCCUGCUGAUAAA